Messenger RNA from Prorocentrum cordatum, 762 nucleotides. NCBI's taxonomy places the organism in Eukaryota, Dinophyceae, Prorocentrales, Prorocentraceae. The record is from the annotation of a GenBank genome assembly.
AUGCCGGACCGCACGCAACGCCUCCUGGCAGUCCUCCCUGCGGUCGACAGGGCGCUCGCCGAAGAGAGGAACUUCUUGGACCGCGCCAAGGACGUGUGGACCGACCUCCGGCGAGGGCUCCUGGAUGUCAAGCAGGACCCAGAGCAGCUGGAGGGAAUGAGGCUCCCGGACGGCAACAUCAUGGACAAUCUGUGGGAAUUCAUCAUGAAACUCGUGGCGGCGUCCCCCAAGCACACGAAGCAGGUCCUCGAGGUGCUGCCCGUGCUGCUCACGCCCGCGACGCCGCGCUGGGCCGACGCCUUUCGCAGGACCCCCGGAAAGGGGCGCCUGUCGCUCUGGAGGCUGGCGGCCAGUCCAGCAUCGCAGGCGGAGUUCGACAAGGUGGUGGACGUGACGCUACAGCUGCUCGCGCUGAAGGUACCGGCGGACGAGCUCCUGCCUUCGGAGGAGGUGGCGGCGGCGCCGGACUUCGUGCGGGAGCUCCUCGGCAGGGCGCGGGCCCAGGGCGGCGUCGCGUGGGAGGGCCUGCGCGCCUCCGGGCUGGGCGCCCUGCGGCUGGAGGGCGGCGCGGAGACCGAGCGGGCCGCCGAGUCCAACGCCGCCGCCGAGCCGGAGGCGCUCUCCAACGCCGCCGCGGGCGAAGCGUGGACGCCCUCCCCCGCCACCCUCGCCGCGGCCGAGAGCCUCCGCCGCCACCCCCGGGGGCGCCGCUGCGGCUACGCUGGCGAGGCGGCUCCGGCCGUGGCGACGAGGGUGCGGUGA